Chenopodium quinoa (quinoa) is the source of this 3232-nucleotide messenger RNA. RefSeq names its product probable inactive receptor kinase At5g58300. Lineage: Eukaryota; Viridiplantae; Streptophyta; Magnoliopsida; Caryophyllales; Amaranthaceae. The record is from RefSeq and is a predicted model, not a curated record. Bases 1074 to 2990 code for a protein of 638 amino acids. Gene Ontology annotation, biological process: protein phosphorylation. Gene Ontology annotation, molecular function: ATP binding; protein kinase activity; protein binding. The transcript is spliced from 3 exons.
CCGUAAAAGAAGAUUCCUUGAAGCAAAUAACGGUUAAUAGCAUCUCGAGGUCAGUCCUUUACAAAAAAAACAAGUAAAACCCACAAAGUGAACAAACAACGCAGCAAAACCGCAAUUGUUUCCCCAUUUCUGCACUAACACAUGACACAACACUCCAAUCCUCAUUUCCUCAUCUCCAAUUUUCUCUCUCCUCACCACUUUGCUCAUCCCUAAACCUCCCUAACUUCACUACCACUGUACUUCCCACCCUUUUUUUCCCUUUCUUUUUUGACCAAUCUUCUUCUUUAUUCCUCUCGAUGUUUUUUUUUAAGUGCAUCACUUUUCUAAAUCGAGCGUAUUUUAUUAUUCUUUAUUCCCCUUGAGUUUUCUUUUUAAGUGCAUCACUCUUCUAAGUCGAACGUAUUUUAUUAUUCUUAUAUUCCCUUCGAGUUUUUUUUUUAAGUACAUCACUUUCUUAAAUGGAGUGUAUCUUAUUUAUUUAACAAAGGGAGUCCUGUACAAAACUUGACACUACUGAACUGUAUCACACUCACUAGUCACUAUUUCCUUUUUUUUUUCUUCAUUUUAUGCCAAAACUAAUUUCCCUUUUUCUCUCUCUUCUUUUUUCUACCAAAAACUUUUGUUCUGGGUCCAUCACAAAAUUCCCUCUUUUUCUUGCUUUCUCUCUCUAUUAAUCACUCAAUUUCAAUAACUCUUUUAUUAUAGUUGAGGGACUUCUAAGAGAAGCUCUCACUUAAUGCCAAAUUCCUCUUAAUACAUACAAAAGCGUCGUAAAAAAUUGGUUUUACCAACGCUUUUUUCCGUCGGUUUCUUCUGAAAUGAGUGAAAUCCAAAAUUGUUAAAAAAAAAAAUCACUCAGUUCACUGUAAUUUCAUCUGGGUUUCUUCUACAUUGGUGGAUUUCUCUGCAUUUUUGGCUCUGUUUUUCUCUCAAGUGUUCCUGUCAACCUCUCCCUUCAGAUGCAAUAGUCAUAGAGGUUUUAUUAUUGAGACAGAAUAUUGAAACCACGGCACUGCCUCAUGGUGUUAUUUCUGCAUCUAGCAUCUUAAUAUAGCUUCAGCAGAAAAUCCACCAUGAAGCGUCAAUCCUCCUUGCUAGAACUUUCCGUCUUUCUUAUCCAAGUUGCUAUCCUUCCUCUCAUUUGUGCUGACUUGAACUCAGACAGGAAAGCUCUUCUUAACUUUAUAGCUAAUGUUCCACAUGGCCGAAAGCUUAACUGGGACGUUGCUUCCCCAAUAUGCACCACUUGGGCUGGUAUUACUUGCAAUACUGAAGGAACCCGUGUAGUUGCAGUUCAUCUCCCAGGAAUUGGUCUUGUUGGCUCUAUACUAUCCGGUACCAUUGGGAAACUAGACGCGCUGGAAAUCCUAAGUCUAAGAUCAAACAGCCUUAAUGGAAAAAUUCCUACUGAUGUUGCUUCUUUACCAUCACUUCAAUCCUUAUUCCUCCAAUCAAAUAAUUUCUCUGGUAGCAUUCCCGAAACACUUUCUCCUAGACUUAUGUUGGUGGACUUAAGCUUUAAUUCCUUCACAGGAAGAAUUCCACCAACUAUCAAUAAUUUGACAAGGCUUAUGGUGUUAGAUCUCCAAAAUAAUAUGCUUUCAGGUCCUAUCCCUGAUCUUAAACCUCCAAGGCUCAAGGUGUUAAACAUAAGCUACAACAAGUUAAAUGGCGAAAUCCCAUAUUCACUCAAGAAGUUCCCUAGUUCAUCAUUUUCGGGGAACUCCUUAUGUGGGCCGCCUCUGGACAAUUGCUCCUCGAGUAGCCCAUCACCUGCUCAAUCUCCGUCAACACUCCCUAUGAAAAGCAAAACUGGCAAUCGGGGGAAAUUGAAAAUAGGUGCCAUCAUUGCUAUAGUAAUAAGUAGCACUUUUGUGUUGUUUCUUGCUAUAGUGAUUUGCUUAUUAUGCUGUUUGAAGAGGAGAAGUGUAGAAGAUAGCGCGGUUGAUAAAGGGAAAGAAGUGAAUGCCAAGAAGGGUAAAAACCAGUUGCCAAAGGAAGACUUUGGGAGUGGUGUGCAAACAGCUGAGAAGAACAAAUUGGUCUUCUUUGAAGGUUGCUCAUAUAACUUUGAUCUCGAGGACUUGCUUAGGGCUUCAGCGGAGGUUCUUGGGAAAGGGAGCUAUGGAACAGCAUACAAAGCGAUUUUGGAUGAGGGAAUUGUGGUGGUGGUAAAACGGCUGAAGGAGGUGGGAAUUGGAAAGAGGGAAUUUGAGCAACAAAUGGAAAUGGUUAGCAAGAUUGGUCAACAUCCUAAUCUUGUGCCUCUUCGGGCUUACUAUUUCUCCAAGGAUGAAAAACUUCUAGUGUACGAUUACAUGCCCGGUGGUAGCUUAAGUGCCGUCUUGCAUGGCUAUGGUUACAAUGGAAAGACUCCCCUAGAUUGGAACUUUAGAAUAUCAAUUGCACUAGGGGCUGCACGAGGAAUACUCCACGUCCACUGUGAAGCCGGUGGAAAAUUUAUCCACGGAAACAUCAAGUCCUCCAACGUCCUCCUCACACAAGAUCAUGAAGGCUGCAUCUCUGAUUUCGGCUUACCUCUACUGAUGAAUUUCCAAGGUAUCACCUCGAGGAGCAUAGGGUAUCAUGCACCAGAAGUGAUUGAAGCAAGAAAAGCCAGCCAAAAAUCAGAUGUUUACAGCUUUGGAGUACUUCUUUUAGAGAUGCUUACCGGGAAAGCCCCUCUUAAGACUAGUCACGGACAAUGUGAUGUGAUUGAUCUCCCUCAAUGGGUGCAGUCUGUAGUAAGAGAAGAAUGGACUUCUGAGGUGUUUGAUGUAGAGCUGCUGAGGUGUCCAAACGCGGAAGAGGAAAUGGUGCAGAUGUUGCAGAUAGCACUGGCUUGUGUUGCAAGAGUUCCUGAUAUGAGGCCUAGAAUGGAAGAUGUUGUUAGGAUGAUCGAGGAAAUUAGACCAUACGAGUCAGAAGAGAGACCAUCUUCUGACGAGAACAAGUCUAAGGACUCUAACGCGGGUACUCCAACCCCCUGAUUCUUCGCGUUGUAGCUGAGCUCUCUGAUUGGUCAUCGGAGAAUGAUUUGUGAUACUCUGAUAGCCAUAUCGUAAAGGUGAUAAUGCUUAUUCCUAAUUUAUGCAUUUUUUUUUCUAGGCUUGUGCAACUGUUUGUUGAGCAGAUAAGCUUGUAGACUGGAGGAGUAAUGUCAAAAGGCACUUGUGUAAAAAAAUACGUUUGAUUAUAAGCAAUGCAUGAAUUGUGCUUUGUCCUUUGGGAA